AUGCUUCCUUACUCGACGGUGGCUGAGGCAGAGGCCGCGCUGGCGCGGUCCAUGUCCUAUGCGGAGGGCGCGUGGUUUCGGUACACGGCAGGGAUGCCGGACUACUACCUGUACUGCCACAUCGUCCCCAUGCUCCUCCUCGUCUACACACUGUCGUCGGUCCCCCUUGCACUUUUCGAGCUCGGCGCGCCGUCCAUGGCUCUCCGAUACAAGCUGCAGCCCCGGGUGCAGCUCUCGCCGGCCGCGUUCCUCCGCUGCUACAUGGACACCAUGUGCCUGUUGCUCGUCACCAUUGCCCCGCUCCAUCUCGUAUCCUAUCCUGCCGUGAAGACGGCCGGCAUCAGGACAGGGCCUCCAUUGCCGUCCGUGGGGGAGACAGUGGCGCAGCUUGUGGUGUACUUGCUUGUGGAUGACUAUCUCGGCUACUGGAUCCACCGUCUGCUGCACACCAAGUGGGGAUACGACAACAUCCACCGCGUCCACCAUGAGUACACGGCGCCAAUCGCCUUCGCCGCGCCGUACGGGCACUGGUCCGAUGUGCUCAUCCUUGGAGCACCCUCCCUUGUCGGCCCGUCCAUUGUGCCAUGUCACAUAACAACUCUCUGGCUCUGGUUGGUAAUACGCCAGAUAGAGGCCAUCGACACCCACAGUGGGUUUAAGUUCCCGUUCAAUCCGACAAACUAUAUCCCGUUCUAUGGAGGAGCAGAAUACCACGACUAUCAUCACUUUGUUGGAGAGCACAGCCAGAGCAACUUCUCAUCCCUUUUCACCUUCUGUGAUUAUUUGCAUGGAACGGAUAAAGGAUACAGAUACCACAUGGCAAACUUAGUGAAGGUAUAG
Triticum aestivum (bread wheat) is the source of this 840-nucleotide messenger RNA. Its product is annotated as very-long-chain aldehyde decarbonylase GL1-10-like. Gene Ontology annotation, biological process: lipid biosynthetic process. The transcript is spliced from 4 exons. The record is from RefSeq and is a predicted model, not a curated record. Gene Ontology annotation, molecular function: oxidoreductase activity; iron ion binding. Bases 1 to 840 code for a protein of 279 amino acids. NCBI's taxonomy places the organism in Eukaryota, Viridiplantae, Streptophyta, Magnoliopsida, Poales, Poaceae.